GGCACCGGUCCGGGAGAACGGAGCGUUGUGCACGGCGACAGCAUGGCUUCGUCUCACGGGAGAAGCGACAUGCGGUUUGCGGACUGGAUGGCAAGUUUACCGCAGAGUAUGCACACUAUCCCGCUUACUAACCUGGCUAUUCCAGGUUCCCAUGAUUCCUUCAGUUUCUACAUCGACGAGGCGUCUCCAGUGGGCCCCGAGCAGCCAGAGACCGUGCAAAACUUUGUUUCUGUUUUUGGCACGGUGGCCAAGAAGCUAAUGAGGAAGUGGUUAGCUACACAGACUAUGAACUUCAUCAGCCAACUGGAGGCUGGGAUCCGCUUCUUUGACCUUCGCAUCUCCACCAAGCCCCGUGACCCCGACAACGAGCUGUUCUUCGCCCACGGGCUCUUCAGUGCCACGGUGAGAGAAGGUCUAGAGCAGAUCAGCAGUUUCCUGUCAGCUCACGCCAGAGAGGUCGUGUUCUUGGACUUCAACCACUUCUAUGGUGUGCAGAACUUGCACCAUGAAAAACUGGUGGCCAUGUUAAAAGAAGUGUUUGGAGAAAAACUCUGCCCAGUUGUCUUCGCUCAAGAGGUGACUCUGCAGUAUCUGUGGGAGAAGGAGUACCAGGUGCUUGUCUUCUACCACCACCCCAUGGCCCUGGAGGUGCCCUUCCUGUGGCCAGGCCAGAUGAUGCCCUCUCCCUGGGCCAACACCACAGACCCAGAAAAGCUGGUUCAGUUUCUCCAAGCGUCUGUCACUGACCGCAGGAGGAAGGGGACCUUCUUUGUCUCCCAGGUGGUUCUGACACCGAAGGCCAGCACUGUGAUGAAGGGCGUGGCGAGCGGACUGAGAGAGACAAUCACGGAGAGGGCUUUACCGGGCAUGAUGCAGUGGAUCCGAUCGCAGAGACCCGGAGAGAGCGGCAUCAACAUUAUCACCGCUGACUUUGUGGAGCUUGGAGAAUUCAUCAGCGCUGUCAUCACCCUCAACUAUCACCUGGACGAUGAUGACGAUGACGCCACCUGAGAGCUCACAGGGGGCGUCAGGGAGCACAGUCACCACCAGUGGUUUGAUCUGUGCUCUCACUCUUUUCUCUUUGGCAUUUAUUUAAGGAGAGGAGUUGCACUGCUCCUUCCACUUUAUUUAGGGCUAUAGUGAAUUGGGAGAUGAAAUGGCAAAAAGGAAGAGAGGUUGUGAUUGGGAGAAACAACCCUGGUGUUUGGUUGGAGCACGAAGAGAAUGAGGUUUUGUUUGUUUCCCAUUUGGGGGAUGAAAUAUCUUCUUUUUUUUUUUAAGUGAAAUGUUCUUUUUUUGGAGAUGUUCAUUUUCUUUACUUCCUGUGCUGUAAAAAAUAACUGCUUUUUCCACUGAUCAAAUGCACCGUUUUCAGGCUUACCACUUCGCCAAGGGUAACAGCACAUCAACCUUCUGCUAAACAUCAUUCUUGGUAUUCUAGUGAUAGUGACCAUUUUUUCAGAGGGUGUUUUAAAAUAAGUCUAUGUAAUGUAAACCACUCCCAUUGUAGGCUGGUGUACGUAGAUAACAGUUGUAUGUCUUGUUUGGGAAACCUGUUCAGUAGGGUUUUAUUUGUUUCUUUGUUUUUUUACAAUAUGCACCCCUGGUCAGAUCUCUGCUGUUGUUUCUGAAAAGAUGCCUCAAGCAGCUUGAUGCAGUGUGCUAUUACAACGUGUUUAACCUAAUACAUAGACAAGAAGUGAAUCAUUUGUUUCUUCAGCAGUGAUCUCUCUAGGGGCUUUCUCCCCAUUAUGUCUCCACUGAAGUCAGCUUGCAGCCUAGACAUUAAUCAUACACAUUGGAAAACAAUUAAUUCACUCAUUAAAAACCAGAGAGAAAUAGAGAGUGAGAGGGCAGCCUGGGUAAAUGUCGAUGAUAUAAGACAUUUAUAAUGAUUAGGAAUCCAAUGUGACAAAUUUAGUAGAUUUUGGGGUGGGUGCGGAGUCGUGAUAGCAAAGUAUAAAAAUAUAGUAUGUCCAGGUACAAGAGUGUUAACCACCGUCUGUGUUUCCUCUGCUGAAUGCUUUCACCUUGUGUGUGUGUCUAUACUUACUGCUGUAGUGCAGCAUACAGUACAUGAGUCAUCCUGAGCUGUAUCACGGUGUUGUGUCUUUCAUAAUAACAGGUGAUAAAGUUGCUUAACACUCACGCAGAGACUCGUUUUUUUUCUUUUUAAGUCAGGAAAGGGUGAUCAACCAAAAUCAAAAGGUCUUGAUGUCACAACAGUAUUUUGACACUUGGAAAAUAGUACAAUAAAUGUUUAGUUAAGAUCUAGCUGUAGCUCUUUGGUGUUUGAUGUUUUUGAAUCCCCGAAAUUUCUGCUAUAUGUAUACUGGUGCAAUACAUUUAGUAUGCUUUCAAAUUUUGUUCAUGUUUUCACAUAUUUCUUUCUAUAUCCUGCAGUGCUUCAUAUGAGGUGGGAAAGGACUUUGAAAUGGCAACCAGAAAGAUAAUUCAAAUUUUUAUUGCAAGGUUUUGUGCAUUAUGAAUGGAAAAAAAACAAAUUGCAUACUACAACAUCCACACACCUUAUGAUAAGCGUGGCGUUUUCUGCAGAGAAUGUAUUCUGUAAGGACACUGUUUGUCUAGUUUGGUAAUGUAAAACCAGAACAGGAAACUCAACUCUUUGGAUUUGUGAAUGUAUGUGUCUUGUGAGUGCCAUUUCUAAAAGUCUCCUGUGAUCGAGUGACUGAGUAUCAGCCAGAAAGUCAUUUUUGCAUUGUUUGCUUCAGUGUGGAAAUGAGUUCAAGUUUAAACAGUAACUUCUUUCACCUCAGUGUGGUUUCACGUUAAAAUGUUUUAUAUUGUGGAAAGUUUGUACAUACUGUAAUUUCAAAUAGUAUACUGCCACUGAAUUGUAAAUUCUUUAAAGUAUUGCGAGUCACUGAUAACAAUUUAACCAAAUUAAUUUUACCUAUACCUUAACUGAGCUGUCAUACUUUGUUCUUGUUCAUAUUUUCAGUUUUGUGCAUGAACGAAAAAGUUCUACAUAUAUACCUUUGUGGUAUACCAACAAGGUCUAUUAGGUUUGUGCAUCUAAUUGGUUAAAUUCUGCAUAUUGUUCUUAAGAUUUGAGUGCAUCACAGCUGGAAAUGUUUUUAUCCUUCAAAACAAAUCUCUAUAUUAAUUUAUUUUUAAAUGUUGCACUGCUACUACCACAUACACAUAUACAAGAAGGAGCCCACGCAAAUGAGCAGACUUUUAAAAGGCUUGCAAACGUUGUUGUAAGGACAUUUGUGUCUUCCCUGGUCCAAACUGUUGUCAAUGCCUUUAUGUUCUGGUGUGAAAAGAGUCCUUUGCUGUUGUAAAACGCCAAAACUUUUGUUCAAAUGAAAUUGACUCUGUUCUAAGUGGAAAACGGCCAAUCAAAUAAAGCUUCUGUGACUAAUGA
This is a messenger RNA of Micropterus dolomieu (smallmouth bass), 3391 nucleotides long. RefSeq names its product phosphatidylinositol-specific phospholipase C, X domain containing 3 (gene plcxd3). Gene Ontology annotation, molecular function: phosphoric diester hydrolase activity. The record is from RefSeq and is a predicted model, not a curated record. The coding region runs from base 43 to 1011 and encodes 322 amino acids. Gene Ontology annotation, biological process: lipid metabolic process. The transcript is spliced from 6 exons. NCBI's taxonomy places the organism in Eukaryota, Metazoa, Chordata, Actinopteri, Centrarchiformes, Centrarchidae. Gene Ontology annotation, cellular component: synapse.